Messenger RNA from Oncorhynchus keta (chum salmon), 1607 nucleotides. RefSeq names its product cell death activator CIDE-3-like. Gene Ontology annotation, biological process: regulation of apoptotic process; apoptotic process. The transcript is spliced from 6 exons. NCBI's taxonomy places the organism in Eukaryota, Metazoa, Chordata, Actinopteri, Salmoniformes, Salmonidae. The coding region runs from base 214 to 1047 and encodes 277 amino acids. The record is from RefSeq and is a predicted model, not a curated record.
CAUACAGUCGACAGAUUAGAACAAAGGUGAAAGAACAAGUGAUGCAAGAGGGAGAGGGAGCAAGAAAGAGACGACAGGGAGAAAUCAAGGAUCCAUCGAUUUAGUGAUUUAGAUAUUGGACCUUUUGUUUCAUAGAGACGGGAGAGCAAGCCAAAGAAGCAAUAAAGACUACAUUGGUGAAUCUUCAGACGCUGUUAGCUGAGGAUCCAAAGGAUGGAUUAUGCCAUGAAGUCCCUCAGUCUCCUGUCCCCUGCCUCACUCUCCAAGUGUGUGACAGCCAGUGUAUCAGCCAGUGCCUCCAUGACCCAGCAGCUUCUUGUCGGGACUCCUCGACCUAAGCCCUUCCGGGUCACCAGUGCUGACCGCAGCGUUAAGAAGGGAAUUAUGGCUGAUGGGCUACGAGACCUACUCAACAAAGCCAUGGACUCUCUGCACGUGUCCUGCGUCAGUGCCUUGGUGCUGGAUGAAGACGGGACGGGGGUUGAUACGGAGGAGUUCUUCCUGACCCUACAAGACAACGCUGUCCUCAUGGUCCUGGAAAAGGGGCAGAAGUGGACACUUCCACAGAACACUCAUCCCCGAAUUCAAAAUGAGAUCAAACACCAGCGCAGAAAAGAUGUGGCUAGAAUAACCUUUGACCUAUACAAGAACAACCCUCAGGAUUUCAUUGGCUGUCUGAAUGUGAAGGCCACGCUGUAUGGAACCUACUCUGUGUCCUACGAUGUGCGCUGCUACGCUGCCAAGAAGAUGCUGAAGGAGGCUCUGAGAUGGACCCUGUUCUCCAUGCAGGCCACAGGCCAUGUCCUCCUGGGCUCCUCCUGCUACAUUGAGCAGCUCCUGGAUGAGGAUGAUCGGGCAGACCUGAGCCUGCCACCACUGCCACAGGAUGGAAAGAUCAAACAACUACAGAGCAUCCUGAUGGGCAAGACUGCUGUGGUGGGCAAGACUGCUGUGGUGGGCAAGACUGCUGUGGUGGGCAAGACUGCUGUGGUGGGCAAGACUGCUGUGGUGGGCAAGACUGCUGUGUGGGGCAAGACGGCUGUGUGAUCUAUGAACAUACAUCCUUCCCUUCUCCCUUCCUUGAAGUAAUCACCCAUCUAAAUCGAUUUUACAGGUGAAAGGGAAUGCUAUACUGCAUAGCUUGCACCUGUCCAGUCAUGGCUGAUUUAGUAAUCACUUCAUGGAAAGAAAUAAUGAUGGAUUGUCAGGAUAUUCAAACAGGGCUCUGCUCAGAGAGACACUCUAAAAGAGGCUGUUUGCUAAAAUAGACUGUUUGCUAUAAGGAAUGGUACUGGCAAACUGCAGGACCAAUACGACGGCACAGUGCUGCAUCACUCUGAUGUUAUGGUUACAGUGGCAGGUACACACCUUCUGGUUAGUUCACUCCUCUCGGUUGACUUUAGGGGCAGCAAAUGCUGUGUUGUCCUACAUUUUGGCUAUGAUCACUUGCACUUUGUUACAUUUGUCUGCCUAUAUGGCUUGCAACACUCCACAAGCGAAUGCACUUUUCUAUUGCAGUGACUGCUGCUGAUCUGUAUCUUCAACUGAUAGAAGGCACUUGGCUUUUUUUCAUAUUAAUAAGCAUGAAUAAAUUACAAGAAUAUUAA